Pecten maximus is the source of this 1740-nucleotide messenger RNA. RefSeq lists its product as uncharacterized. The record is from RefSeq and is a predicted model, not a curated record. The transcript has 7 exons. The coding region runs from base 123 to 1694 and encodes 523 amino acids. Gene Ontology annotation, cellular component: membrane. Lineage: Eukaryota; Metazoa; Mollusca; Bivalvia; Pectinida; Pectinidae.
CUUUGUGUUUCAAAGACAGUAUGCUAUCUCUUCCCAGUGUCGAAACAUAUUUCUUAUCAUCAAAGUAGACUACCUGUCUUACGACAACUCUGAUAGCGGAGCUCGGAAUUGGCACAAUCAACAUGGCGAUCUCACCGUGUGUCACGCUUGUAUUUCUCUUCACUUUACACUUUGCCGACUCGGCCUUCACUCCGGGAUGUAGUUUUUAUAACGGACAGUGUGUUUACAAUGUAAAACUUGGACAGGAGGGUCAAUGCAACUCUGUCCAAACUGCCGCCAGUCCUGCUUCAGGUGCAACUGGUCAUCUCAACGGAGAAGACUGCACGUGCAGUGACGUCACAUUGGCUAAGAACGACCUGGCGUCACUACAGGGAACUGUAUCCCAGCUCCAGCAGGCAGUGGACCACCUUUUUAAGCAACUUAACUUGACAAAAACCGAACUUGCGCAGACUAACCAACAGGUGUCUGUGAAUACCGCAGGAAACGCCGACCUGGUGGCAACCCUCCAUCAGAAAGAACUCGCUCUGAACCAGACUAACCACGAGCUAGCUAGCGUCCUCAACACAGCUGGGACGGAGAUAAAAAAUCUGAGGGAGCAACUCCAGAACGCUACCCGGGAUCUCAAUGUGUGUCAAGGAGUGGUCAAUCCCAACGGUCACAGCACUGUACCAGCACUUGGAGGGGAGUACACAACCUUCUACUGCCCGUUCCAGGACAGCCACAUAUGUGGCUUCCUUCAGGAAUCAGGCGACAGUGGUAAUUGGAUCUUCAACAGGAACACGCAUCUGCAUUCCCAGACCGGACCACAGACAGAUCAUACCUACGGAACUCCUUCAGGGUACUAUAUGUUGAUGGAUGCCGAAUCCCUAGGGAGUUCUUCAAGCCAUGUUAGCUAUUUCCGCUUAGCCUCGCCAACUUUAAAGCGUGCGAACAACUACUGCAUCAAGUUCUGGUACCACAUGUACGGAGUCGAUGUACAGGACCUCAAUGUGUAUGCGAAGGUGCACGGCGGGCUGGGCAACCCCAUCUUCAGCAGGAAGGGUAACAACGGGGCUAUGUGGCAUCUGGCGGAAAUAGACCUCAACGACGAGUACACCGCAACUGAUUUUAACAUUGUGUUUGAGGCGACCACACGAGCAUACAGGUCGUACACGUACGUAAGUGGUAGCGGCAGCCAUUACGUCUACCACAACCAAAACGGCAACAUCGCCAUCGACGAUUUCUACGCCUACAACACCACUUGUAGCAGCAUUCCUACAUGUCCUACAUCCUCGUACAAACGGAGUGUAGGCAACAUGACGUCAUGUGUGAACUUCCACUCAACGCCCCUUAACUGGUUCAAGGCCAAUGAGGAGUGUAAAAAGCAGUCUGCGCACGCGCAUUUGAUGACAAUCCCUGAUAGGGAGACCCAAAGUUAUCUCGUUCGUGUCAUCCAAAACGAUAUUGGUCUAACGGCUGCCGGUCAGAACGGUUAUUACAUCUCUGCCUCGGACGAGAAGACAGAAGGGUCGUACGUCUGGACGGACACCGGUACUUCGUACAGUGUAAACUACACGAGCUGGCACCCAGGCCAACCCAAUAACGUCGGGAGUAACCAAGACUGUGUUCUCAUGGAAUACCCAGCUGCCGACUACGACUGGGGCGACGUCGAUUGUCAAUCAAGACACCCUUACAUCUGUCAAAUCCAAUAUUAGCUUGCGCGAAGCUUCAACCAAAUAAAGGCCCUUUUCUGAAAAAAAA